ACCACAGCGACCGUCCCUCCUCCCGGGGCGGGCGGAGAGGCGGCACCCGGGCACCGCGGCGGGGCUGUGUCGCUCCGCUCUGCUGCGCGCCCUGCCCCGCCGGUGAGGGGCGAGCCGGCCGCCGAGGGCUCCGUCCUGCCCUUGUGGCGCCCGGGGGCAGCCCGGCCCCUGCGCCCUCGCUGCGGACAGGGGUGGCCAGCGACGAGGGCAAAGUUGGCUCGAAACUCCCGCUCACCGGGGCACCAGCGGCUGCAGCGGGCUGUGGGGGCUGCGGGCGCGGGCCCCGCCGCCUGCCCGCCCCGGCGGAGCGGAGAAAGUUUGGCGGCAGGGGCGGGGCGGGGGCGGCGGCCGCGGGCGCUGCCGCAGUGAGCGCGCCCGGCCGGGGCUGCCGCCGGCCGCGGGAGCGCCCCGGGCUCCGCGCCUGCCGUCCGCCGUGCCAUGUGAGGCUCGGGGACAGCGUCGGCUGCCGCAGGCUUCAGCUGUUCCAUGCGGCCAGUAACCUUCUCCAAGAUGGAAUUUAGUCACAGCAGUCUGUUUGGAUACAUAGAAGACCUGCAGGAACUAACUAUUAUAGAGAGGCCAGUACGCAGGAGCCUGAAGACACCAGAAGAAAUAGAAAGAUUGACAGUUGAUGAAGAACUCAGUGAUAUUGAAAGGGCUGUUUAUCUACUCAGUUCUGGUCAGGAUAUCCAAGGAACAAGUGUGGUGGCAAAUCUCCCAGUCCUUAUGCGACAGAAUCCUGCAGAAACACUUCGUCGGGUUUUACCAAAAAUCAGAGAGGUUCUGCAUGUUGCAGGAGUGGAAAUGCAGUUAACAGCUGCUGUUUCUUUUCUGACUGUUCUGCAAGAGGAGUCGGUGUCCAUUCAUACGUACUCCCACUCCUUCCUACACAUCAUUCUCCAGAACCUGGAACACAGAGAUGCAGGUGUCAGCAGUGCAUGGUUAGAAACUCUUCUUGCUGUAAUAGAAGCGUUACCAAAGGAAACUGUCAGACAUGAGAUCCUGAAUCCACUUGUUUCCAAAGCACAACUUUCUCAAACACUUCAGUCCCGCUUAGUUAGUUGUAAAAUCAUGGGAAAAGUAGCUAACAAAUUUGAAGCUCAUGUUAUGAAAAGAGAGGUUCUUCCAUUGGUAAAAUCACUGUGCCAGGAUGUGGAAUAUGAAGUUAGAACUUGCAUGUGUCGGCAACUGGAACAUGUAGCUCGAGGAAUAGGGACAGAACUAACCAAAACCGUGGUGCUUCCUGAGCUAGUGGAACUGGCAAGGGAUGAGGGCAGCAGUGUACGCCUGGCAGCUUUUGAGACCUUAGUGAAUCUGCUCGAUAUGUUUGAUGCAGAUGAUCGGAGUCAGACUGUUCUCCCAUUAGUGAAAUCGUUCUGUGAAAAAUCCUUCAAAGCAGAUGAAUCUAUCCUAGUUUCUUUAUCUUUCCAUUUAGGGAAACUGUGUAAUGGAUUAUAUGGCAUUUUUACUCCUGAACAGCACUUGCGGUUUUUGGAAUUUUAUAAGAAGCUUUCCACACUGGGUUUACAGCAGGAAAAUGGGCACAAUGAUAAUCAACUACAUCUGCAAACUCUGGAACAGGAAAAGAAGUAUAUUUCAGUGAGGAAGAACUGUGCUUACAAUUUUCCAGCCAUGAUUGUUUUUGUGGAUCCAAAGAAUUUCCAUUUAGAACUUUAUUCUAUAUUCUUCUGCCUUUGUCAUGACCCCGAAGUUCCUGUCAGAUAUACCAUGGCCAUAAGCUUCUUUGAAGUUGCUAAGCUUUUAAAUUCUGAUGUGUACACAAUACAUAAAGAACUGGUUACGCUAUUACAGGAUGAGUCACUGGAGGUGUUAGAUGCCCUAGUAGGUCACCUUCCUGAAAUCCUUGAACUAAUGACUAAUGGAGGAGAAAACAAUGGAUCAGAAAGCAAGUUACUCUCUAUUCCUGACUUGAUUCCUGCAUUAACAACAGCAGAACAGAGAGCAGCAACUUCUUUAAAAUGGAGGACUCAUGAGAAGUUACUACAAAAAUAUGCAUGUCUCCCUCAUAUCAUAUCAAGUGAUCAGAUCUAUUACCGUUUUCUUCACAGGAUGUUGACAAUCAUUUUGACAAAUAAUGUCCUGCCAGUCCAAAAAGCAGCUGCUCGGACUCUCUGCGUUUAUUUGCGCUACAACCGCAAACAAGAGCAGAGACAUGAGGUUAUUCAGAAACUGAUUGAACAACUGGGCCAAGGAAAAAGUUACUGGAACAGACUUCGGUUUUUAGAUACUUGUGAAUUCAUUAUGGAACUGUUUUCAAAAUCAUUCUUCUGUAAAUACUUCUUUUUACCUGUGCUUGAACUUACACAUGACCCAGUGGCCAAUGUCAGAAUGAAGCUAUGCUGUUUGUUGCCAAAAGUCAAAUCUACUCUGAAGAUUCCCACUGAUAAACAUUUACUUCAGCAGUUGGAAUUAUGUAUAAGGAAACUUCUGUGUCAAGAGAAAGACAAAGAUGUCCUGACUAUUGUGAAAAGAACGGUGUUAGAACUGGACAGAAUGGAGAUCUCUGUAGAUGCUUUUCAGAAAAGAUUUUACAAAAAUGGUUUAUUGGAUCAAGAAAAAGAGAGACAAGAACAUCUCCUUUUGGAAAUGGAACAAUUAGAAAAAGAGAAGCAGAAAAAUGAAGGAAGAUCUACAAAUAUUAAUGAUAAAAUGUUUGAAAAGAAGCGUAGAGACAGUAAAACAUCAUCAGUAUUGGCAAAAAGUAUAAACCUCUCUAUUUCUGGAAGCUCUUCUGGUACAUCAGCAGGCAAAGAAGAAAAAAAAUCCAAGCUGGUUCGAAGCCAAUCUUUCAGUACUCAAGUACUGCAUCCAAAAUACAGCAACAUAGACAAGUGUCCUAAUAAAAGUUCUGCUACAGGAUAUACAUCUUCGGUACCAGGAAUAGGAAAGAGUUGUAUGUUAUCCUUUAGUGAUGAUUCAUUCCGGACUCACUCCGCUGGUAAUAGUGGGAAUGCUGCCUUCCCUUCUAGUUGUUCUCGCAACUUAUUCAACUCAGCUGACCAAAAGAACAAUGGGAAUAAGGAGAGUCAGGCCCGAAGGAUGAGCAUAAAAAACAGAAAAUCAAAUUCCUAGAUCAUCUGACAGAAAAAUGAGGGAACCAGAGAUUGGAGGAAGUAACAUUCUGGUGGGACAAGGUGGGAACAGCAGAUGGGACUCUCUAAUGCCUGGACUAAAUAAAAUGCAUCCUGCAAUGUUAAAAAAUUUAAAUAAAUC
Molecule: messenger RNA, 3234 nt
Organism: Prinia subflava (tawny-flanked prinia)
Lineage: Eukaryota; Metazoa; Chordata; Aves; Passeriformes; Cisticolidae
Gene: PPP4R4
Product: protein phosphatase 4 regulatory subunit 4
Exons: 25
Coding region: 487-3093 (868 amino acids)
Cellular component (GO): cytosol; protein serine/threonine phosphatase complex
Molecular function (GO): protein phosphatase regulator activity
Source: RefSeq, a predicted model, not a curated record